ACAUGUAGAAGGCAACAGGUUGUAGUUUCACCUCUCAGCCACUAGGUGGCGAAAGUGAAAGUAAAAGCGCAGGAUCGUUGUUGCAUGCAGAGGCGCAGAAGAAGAAGUAUCACCCGAGCCGAGUGGAGCUACGACAGGCGUGGCGAUGCCUAAGAAGUUCCAGGGUGAGAACUCGAAGUCGGCGGCGGCGCGAGCUCGGAAAGCCGACGCUAAAGCUGCAGCAGACGCAAAGAAACAGCAGGAACUGGAGGACGCUCUGUGGCAGGAGAGCGACAAACAUGUGCUGAAGAAAGGACAGAGGAAGGAUGAGAGGGAGAAGAAGCGACUGGAUGCUCUGGAGAGGAAGAGAGAGAACCAGCGUCUCCUGGAUGAAGAGGAUUCAAAGCUGAAGGGCAAACAGAGCCGGGAAAAACUGGCCAAAGUGACGCGAGCGCAGAUCGAGCAGAACCUCGACCGAGAACAAGCACUUAAAGAGACUGAGAAGAAAGUAGAGAAGAGUCAUUUGGAGACGCCGCUGGAGGAGAACAUUAACCACAUCAUUCCUGAAGAAGACUCGGCCCGGACCAUCGAGGACGCCAUCGCCAUGCUCAGCACUAAAGAGGAUCUGGACCGUCACCCCGAGCGGAGGAUGAAGGCGGCCUACACCGUGUUUGAGGAGGCCAACAUGUCCCGUCUGAAGAUGGAGAACCCCAACAUGCGCCUGUCUCAGCUCAAACAGCAGCUGAAGAAGGAGUGGGCCAAGUCUCCGGAGAACCCGUUAAACCAGCGCUUCGUCACCUACAACAGCAAGUAACCACGCCCACUCGGCGAGAUCUCAGAGACUGACACGUGUAACACAGGGUCUGUACCAAUCACCGCCCACAACCUGAACCCUGAGCACCGAUCCCCGCCCAACACCCAGACACCCUGCCCAGACACCUGAUGCCACAAAUCAUACUGAAGUUCCAGUUUGUGCCAUAACCAAAUUUCCCUCAGAUAUCUAAUUUUAUUAUGAAAGUUUUUUUGUGUUAAAAUAAAGAACAGUGCACUUCAGUAACAUUUUGAGUUUUAGACGUUGAUGAUAGCAAUAAACACCGCGCUGGCUUUACAGUAGUGUAUUAACACUCACAGACCAGUUCCUGACUCCUGCAAGUGACAUGUAACUUUAUUAAACUGGUGAACAAACUGA
Molecule: messenger RNA, 1168 nt
Organism: Hemibagrus wyckioides
Lineage: Eukaryota; Metazoa; Chordata; Actinopteri; Siluriformes; Bagridae
Gene: ccdc124
Product: coiled-coil domain containing 124
Exons: 5
Coding region: 146-793 (215 amino acids)
Biological process (GO): transcription by RNA polymerase II
Cellular component (GO): nucleus
Molecular function (GO): transcription coactivator activity
Source: RefSeq, a predicted model, not a curated record